ACGAGCGGAUAAAUUCUCUGCCUCUGCAUGAGCACCACUGCCUGCUUUCUGCUCGCUAGUCCUGAGGGCACACUGCUCUAUGUGUGUGAUCUGCGCAGGCGCAUAACCGCUCUCUCAAUCCUCUACUGAGCAUUCGCAUUGUGUCUAAACAGCCGGCGAGCUAAAAAGAUAUUUUACCAACAGCAGUAAUGUCGGGCAGGUCGGUCCGUGCGGAGACCCGGAGCAGGGCGAAAGAUGACAUCAAGCGGGUUAUGGCCGCUAUUGAGAAAGUACGAAAAUGGGAGAAGAAGUGGGUGACUGUGGGAGACACCUCUCUCAGAAUCUACAAGUGGGUUCCAGUGACUGAGCCUAAAUCUGAUGACAAGAGCAAGAACAAAAAGAAAGGCAAGGAUGACAAGUACGGUUCUGAGCUUACCACUCCGGAGAAUAGCUCCUCUCCUGGGAUGAUGGACAUGCAUGAUGACAACAGUAACCAGAGCUCCAUUGCAGACUCCUCUCCGCUAAAGCAGGAAACCAGUAACAACACAAGUCCGGCCCCAGAAGCCGUAGCAACGUCUCAGAGUGACAGCACAGAGGGAAAGAGUGAACAGAGUCCGUCACCCGCAAAGGAGACACUGGUGUCUAAUGGCAAGAGUGAAUUCUCUAAAAAGGAGGGAAAGAAUUCAGGAGAACAGGAAGCUUUCUCGGAUGCUUCUAAAACUCCCCAGGAAUCAGAAGAUGGUGCUCCUCCCAGUAAGAAGGGAAAACUGGAGUACUCCGGCUCUGGGAGUCGAGAGGAGAGCUAACUCUGUCCACUCCUACAGAGACUUCCGCCUUUUAGCUCUCUGGCCUCUGGUCACCCCCCCCUCCCCUGGCCAUCACUCCCUGCUCUCCCUCUCUCUAGGUCAAGCCUCAGGCUCCUGUAGUUUCUGCUUUUCUUUGGGGUUUUUUUGUUAAAAAGAAAAGAAAACUGUGAGACCCGCUGCUGAUGUUACACACACACACACACACACAUACGUACGUACACACACACACACACACACACACGUGCGAGUGCACUGUGGCCAUAGAUACCCUCCUCCUCCCUGAUGUUCCCUUCCAUUCUUUUCCCUCACACUCAGGAGGGUCCACACACUGUUCUCAUCUGGCCCUGCAUCUUUUUGUCCUGCUGCUGUAACACACACAAACACACACAAACUCACACACAUUCAUGCCUGUCACCUCUGCCUCCUACCCAUGGUCACAUGGAGUCUCCAGCCAAACGCAUGUUUUUAGACUGCGCUAUUGGCCAGACAUGUGCCGGAUACACUAGGUGACCACCCCAAGUCACAAAAACAAGGCAGAUGUGUAUUUUUACUUUUUUUUUUUUUUUAAACAUGUUGAUUCCUGAUCUUUUUUUAAAUCUUCAAGUGCCCUCUCUCUGUGUUCCUCUCAUCCCUAACUUUGUACCACCCCCCUCACUCACACACAUGCACACCGUAUCAUGUCAGCACAGCCUGCAAAUGAGGUAUAGGCAUGGCAAAGUAAUGGUCUACAUCUGUGUAGACACAGUACUGUGAAAUGCAGGUUACCAUUUCAGCAGCUCUGCAAAUCCCUGAAGGUGACACUGCAUAUGUGUCCACAUACUACAUACCACACAUACACCGCUGCCAUUUUUAUAUUGGUCACACUUUGGGCCUUGAGUCGAGAGAUUACUCUGGCACCAAUAGGUCAUUCUCCAGAUCUGUUAGCAGGUAAUAACCAGCACAGCCUCUUGUGUGUGUAAGAGGUAGUACUGCUGAUUGAAGAUCGGUCACUUGGAUAUAAGGAGUAUCACGUGUGCUUGCUAAAAGGUUUCACCACAAGAAAAAGUAGCUUGUGGGACAAUGUGCUUGUUAGCAUAGCAGCGUGCUAUGGUAGUGGCAUCUUAGUGGCAUAGGGGUGUGCUAGCAUGGCAGUUUGUUAGAGUAGCAAUGUAUCCCUUGCCUAGUGGUCCCACGGAAUCUAUGGAAAACACAAAUGUAACAAAAAAAAUGACACUGUAUAGAGUGGACCUGUUCAGACAGCACCUGUGACAGACUGGAGAGGGGGUGGGGCAAUAUGCAAUGCCUCAAGAAUAGGUCCAGCAGUGCUGGUACUUCAGACACUAAAAGUUUCCAUAGAAAAAAAAAAUCUCUUUUCUCAGUUCACGUCUGCUCGCUAAGGUAUGUAAAUAUUUAUACCACAAAUUCUUUUUUUUGUUACUCUCUUGUUUUACCAGAGUCCAGCCAAACUAUUGCCUUGUGUAAGUUCGGUCUCUGAACCUGAGGAAACAAUAGAAUGUUAGUCUUGGGACCAUAUUUGUUUAGUUUUCUGGUUUAUUGUUUUUCACUCUGCAUUAGUAAAUUCUUGUACAGAGGUUAUGAUUGCGUUUCACUUAUUUAUUCUAUAUGUACUUAUUGGUUUUAUAAAAAAAAAACAAAUAAAAGUACUUUUCCUUGUAAA
Molecule: messenger RNA, 2442 nt
Organism: Alosa sapidissima (American shad)
Lineage: Eukaryota; Metazoa; Chordata; Actinopteri; Clupeiformes; Clupeidae
Gene: bcl7a
Product: BAF chromatin remodeling complex subunit BCL7A
Exons: 6
Coding region: 189-785 (198 amino acids)
Source: RefSeq, a predicted model, not a curated record